CGUUGCGAUCGUUGCCCUUGGGAACCGGAACCGGAAGCGCUCUGUUGACGUCAACAAGCUCAAUGACGUCAUCGUGAUCCUUGCUGUUGCUCGCUGUGGGGCCGUGGGGCUGUGUCGCUGUGUUUGGGCCUCUGGGCUUCAGUAGGUUUCGUUUGGCGAGUGGUUUUACGGUUUUACGCGCAGUGGCUUUACGUGAGCACAUCAACGGGUGUUGUGGUUGUGUCAGGGCGAACGCUCAAGGAAGAAUCGGCCGGGUAUUCGUACGGGUGCCCUUUUCCGAGCGCUCCUACGAUGGCAUCGUUCGCGGGUUUGGUGCCGUCCCAUGGGAACAGCCAAGACAACAGACCCGAGCUGUACGAAGAGGUUCGACUCCACAGGACGUCCAGGGAACGCGAGAAGUACGACAACAUGGCAGACCUGUACGCUGUCAUCAACACCCUGCAAUGCCUGGAGAAGGCGUACAUUAAGGAUUGCGUCACGCCCAAGGAGUACACGGCCGCAUGCUCCAAGCUUCUGGUCCAGUACAAGUCUGCCUUCAAACAGAUUCAGAGUGACGAGUUCUCCUCUGUGGAAGCCUUCAUGAAGAAGUUCCGGCUGGACUGUCCUGCAGCCAUGGAACGUAUUCGCGAGGAUCGGCCAAUCACCAUCAAGGACGACAAGGGCAACACCAGCAAGUGCAUAGCCGACAUCGUCUCGCUCUUCAUCACCAUCAUUGACAAGUUACGACUGGAGAUCAAGUCCAUGGACGAGUUGCACCCCGACCUGCGAGAGUUGAGCGAGACCAUGAACCGGCUCAGCCUCAUCCCCGCAGACUUCGAGGGCAAGGCAAAGGUGGACGAAUGGUUGCAGACAAUGUCUUCAAUGGCUGCGUCGGACGAGCUGAACGAGAGCCAGGUCCGCCAGCUGAUUUUCGACCUGGAGUCAUCCUACAACGCCUUCAAUCGCGUCCUUCACAAUUCCACAUGAUGGAAAAGCCAUCGUUUGAGUGUCGUUCUAUUCUUACCAGGGGGCAUAUAAAUAAAGUUCUCAAGGCUUCUCCGUCAUCUGCUUUGCCUCGAGUUGACUGUG
This is a messenger RNA of Ixodes scapularis (black-legged tick), 1068 nucleotides long. It is a transcript of the gene Vps28, whose product is annotated as vacuolar protein sorting-associated protein 28 homolog. NCBI's taxonomy places the organism in Eukaryota, Metazoa, Arthropoda, Arachnida, Ixodida, Ixodidae. Gene Ontology annotation, molecular function: protein-containing complex binding. The record is from RefSeq and is a predicted model, not a curated record. Gene Ontology annotation, biological process: protein transport to vacuole involved in ubiquitin-dependent protein catabolic process via the multivesicular body sorting pathway. The transcript is spliced from 8 exons. Gene Ontology annotation, cellular component: ESCRT I complex. The coding region runs from base 292 to 966 and encodes 224 amino acids.